UAUUUAUUAAGGCAUUACUUUUUCUGUAGUCUCUCACUUUUUCUGCUAAUUCUUCGCUGAAGAAAGAAAAUGAAUUCCAAAGUUGAGCCUGAAUAUUGUAGAGCAAGUGAAUUAAAAGCUUUUGAUGAUACAAAAUCUGGUGUUAAAGGACUCGUCGAUGCCGGAAUUACCAAAAUCCCUCGAAUUUUCCAUCAACCUACGAAUGUUUUACAUAAUAUUUCUCAUGCUCCUAAUAAUACUAAUACAAAGUUCAAAUUUCCUAUCAUUGAUUUUCAAGGUGUCGAAAAUAGUGCAGAUUUGCGCAAGGAGAUUAUCGAAAAGGUACGGAACGCGUCAGAAAAUUGGGGAUUUUUCCAAGUUGUUAAUCAUGGGAUUCCUAUCAAUGUUCUUGAGGAGAUGAAGAAUGGAGUUCAUCGAUUUCACGAGCAAGAUUCCGAGCUGAAAAAACGAUAUUACUCUCGCGAUUUAACUAAAAAGGUACUCUAUAACAGCAAUUUCGAUUUGUAUAGAGCACCAGCAGCUAAUUGGAGAGACACGUUGGCUGUACAAAUGGUUCCUAAUCCUCCAAAUACUGAAGAGAUUCCGGCAGCCUGCAGAGAUAUAUUGAUGGAGUACUCCAAGGAAAUAAUGAAAUUGGGAAAUUUAGUGUUUGAAUUAUUAUCAGAAGCUCUUGGUUUAAAACCUAACCACCUGAAAGAAAUGGAUUGUGAGAAAGGUAUUCUUGUUUUGAGCCAUUACUAUCCACCGUGUCCUCAGCCCGAAUUAACCAUCGGCACAAGCAAGCAUGCCGAUAAUGACUUCCUCACUCUGCUCCUCCAAGAUCAUAUCGGCGGUUUACAAGUUCUCCACCAAAAUCACUGGAUUGAUGUUCCUCCCGUGCCCGGUGCCAUAGUGGUUAACAAUGGAGAUCUUCUACAGCUCAUAUCAAAUGACAAGUUUAAAAGCAGUGAGCAUAGAGUGCUGGCCAACUGCGAAAAAGAAGCGAGAGUAUCGGUGGCGUGCUUCUUUACCACAGCUCUAUUGUCUGUAUCGAGACGUUACGGGCCUAUUAAAGAGUUAUUAUCGGAAAACAAUCCUCCUAAAUACAGAGAAACUACCGUCAAAGAAUUUGCUGACCACUUUAAUGCUAAAGGCCUUGAUGGAACUUCUGCUCUGCUUCAUUUCAAGCUCUGAAAACUAGCUAUCUCAUCAGCUUGUAUACUGGACUAGGCUUAUAAAAUUGGUAAUUUAUGUACAGAAUGAAGUUUGUUGAAAUGGUAUUUUACCUCAUGAAUUUGUAAGCAAGAUAUAGCAAACUUUUGGGAUGUGACCGAGUCACACGAGUUAACUUGAGCUAUUCGAAAUAAAUUUGAAGUACUUGAAAUUUAUUUGGUAUUAA
Molecule: messenger RNA, 1378 nt
Organism: Mercurialis annua (annual mercury)
Lineage: Eukaryota; Viridiplantae; Streptophyta; Magnoliopsida; Malpighiales; Euphorbiaceae
Product: 1-aminocyclopropane-1-carboxylate oxidase homolog 3-like
Exons: 3
Coding region: 70-1173 (367 amino acids)
Source: RefSeq, a predicted model, not a curated record